CGAUGCAGAAGCGGGAGGAAGCUGCAGUGCUUCUUAAGGACAAUUUAGGCCCACUCAACGAAACGACGAUACAGGUCAUCCUCGGAACGUUAGAAUCAAAAUGCGGUCCUCAGUUCUAUCAACCAUUGCGCUGACUGCAAGCGCCGCAGCGCAAAUCACCUUCCAGAACAGCAGCACCACAAUCCUUCAAACAGAUCCCGGAACCUACGGACCGGAAAUAGAAGAAUACCACUACUACUACACGCAAUGGCCUAUCGGGCUCGCCAUCUCCUCGACAGGCCGUUUCUUCGCCACCUACACCCGCGGCUCCUACGCCUACACCCUCGGGGAGGUCGUCAACAAAACAGCCGAAGUCCCCUACCCAUCCGCAUCUCUCAACCUGCCCGUCUCCCAACUAAACACAAGCUGGAACGGAAUUCCGUUCGGCAGCAACAACAGCACAGGUCUAAUCAGUGUUCAAGCCCUCUACAUCACACCUGAAAACGCCCGUAGACCCGAAACGCUUUGGGUUGUAGAUACCGGCCGUCCUACCAUCACAGAUGGCAGCGGCGCACCUAGUAUGCCUUACGCCCAACCUGGUGGACCUAAGAUCCUCGGUAUCAGUCUGGAUAACGAUACUGUCUAUGCAACCUACACGUUCCCACCCUCUGUCCAUUUCCCAGAUUCCUACAUGAACGACAUCCGCUUCGACCUGCGUGCCAACACGACAGCCUCUGGUUCCGGCGUCGCAUACAUCGUCGACAGCAGCGAUGAAGGACGGCCCGGAUUCAUCGUCUUGGACCUAGGUACCGGCGAGAGUUGGCGUCGACUAACCCAACAUCCCUCCACUUUACGUGUAGACCGCGACGUACCCUCCUACCAAGGCGUUCCAUUCUACCAACGCACAAUCGGUCAGCCGAUUCAGACGCUACGGGAGGGUCUGGAUGGGAUACAGAUUAGUCCAGAUGGGGAGACGAUAUAUUACAGUCCCCUCACUUCAGACUACCUCUACUCGAUCCCCACUGCUAAUCUCCUCACGCCGCCAUCCGACGCCCUCGCCGAACUCACAGCUGCGAACAACGUGACCAACCUCGGUCAGCGCGGCGGGAAUGCGAACGGGUUCGAGGGAGAUAGCAAUGGCCUUGUGUACCAGUGUAUGCCGGAGCACAAUGCGAUUUACGUGUACGAUCCCCAGACGAAGAUGACGGAGCCUUUUGUGCGGGAUCCAAGGAUAAUCUGGCCGGAUGGAGCGAGUAUCGGUGAAGAUGGGUAUUUGUAUAUGAAUAUUAAUCAGUUGCCACGGCAGCCGAAUUGGAAUGAGGGAUUUGAUGGGAGAGUUUUUCCGGGGGCGGUGUUGAGAGUUAAGCUGCCGGGGGGUGGGAGAAAGAUUAUGAGUUUGAGUUGAAGGGCUAAUGUGAAGAUGGGAUGACAGGGGAUCGGAGAUCGAAUUGGAUGAUGUGUAUUAAGCUAUUAUGUUGUUAGUUCAAUCACAACUGUAGUAACGAGUAG
Messenger RNA from Alternaria rosae, 1488 nucleotides. Its product is annotated as major royal jelly protein-domain-containing protein. Bases 101 to 1384 code for a protein of 427 amino acids. The transcript has a single exon. NCBI's taxonomy places the organism in Eukaryota, Fungi, Ascomycota, Dothideomycetes, Pleosporales, Pleosporaceae. The record is from RefSeq and is a predicted model, not a curated record.